CACGGGCAGCGCCAUCUUUCGAUUCACCGGAAGUCUCCCUAUCCGCGCGCUUGAAUCUUCCGGGGAGGAACACAUUCCACACUUCCACAGAAACAGAGACUGCUGCAACAACACGCUCAGGCUCUAAUGCCCCUUUCAUGGGACCACUAAGAUUGUAACACCGGGUGAAGUUGGCUGUUGACAGUCGACGACGGGAGAUGGAGCUCCAGGAGAAGAGACCCGUGGCCACGUUCACACACGUAGACAGGGACGUUUUCCUGCGAGACGUCUGUCCACAGCGCAGACCGGCCGUGCUGAGAGGCGUGUGUCUCGGGCCUUGCCUGGAGAAGUGGACGACCGAAUAUCUCAGACAGAGGGGAGGAGACAAAGAAGUGAAGAUCCAUGUGUCCACAGUACCACAGAUGGACUUCCUUCACAAGAACUUUGUGUACAAGACUCUGCCAUUCAAUGAAUUUAUGAAAAGGGUAUCUGAGACAAAACACUCUGACUUCUUCCUGUGUGAGGACGAGAGCUAUUAUCUCCGAUCCCUGGGCGAGGACGUCCGGAAGGAGCCUGCUGAUCUGAGCAGACAGUUCCCGGACUUGGCUGACGACUUUCAUAUCCCACACUUCUUUGAACCGGGUCAGUUCUUCUCCAGUGUGUUCCGGAUCAGCUCCUGUGGCCUGCAGCUGUGGACACACUACGACGUGAUGGAUAACCUGCUGGCUCAGGUGACAGGGAGGAAGAGAGUGGUUCUCUACAGCCCCCAGGAUGCAUUGCACCUCUACCUGUCAGGUGAUAAAUCGGAGGUUCUGGACAUCGACGCUCCAGAUCUGAAACGGUUUCCUGACUUUGUGAAGGCAAAGCGGUACGAGUGUGUGCUGGAGCCCGGAGACCUGCUCUUCAUCCCUGCCCUGUGGUUCCACAACACCUCGGCCCUGCAGUUUGGUGUGGGUGUUAACGUGUUCUGGCGUCACCUGCCAGGGGACAGCUAUGACAAAAAGGACCCGUACGGUAAUAAAGACCCGGUGGCUGCGACCCGAGCCCUCCAGGCACUGGAGAGGGCACUGCAUACGCUGGACGAACUUCCAGCAGACUAUCGGGACUUUUACGGUCGUCGAAUGAUUCAGCGCAUCCAGAAGCGAACGUCCUGUGACGGUCUGUCGGACACAGAAGGACUCUGACAGAACGUUACCCAGCAGGCGAACUACCAAACCUGGAUGAGUCCCUCGACAAAUGUAGCGUAACACGUAAAAUAUUUAUGAAGUGACUUUUUGACUAAUGUUAAUGUUGAGGAACCUGUCUUAAAAAUCUUUCUAAUAGGUCAAUAUUAUUUUAGUCUUUAUUCUACAGACUGAAAUAAGCCACAGCCUUUUCUCUGCACAGGUGAAAGUUAUGAAUGAACAUGUGUAGAUAUUUAGGAACAUUUCUUCAAGAGCAGCUUCACUUUCUGACUUUCUUUUGUUUGAUUGCUCUGCACAGAAUCACAUUCUUUAGGAUGUUUUUUGUUUAAUAUUGUAUUAUUUGUAUAAUAUAUCAAUAUAUUAGAAAUUAAAAUAUGAGAAUUUGAGUAUA
This is a messenger RNA of Scophthalmus maximus (turbot), 1554 nucleotides long. It is a transcript of the gene tyw5, whose product is annotated as tRNA-yW synthesizing protein 5. The record is from RefSeq and is a predicted model, not a curated record. Gene Ontology annotation, molecular function: tRNA binding; 2-oxoglutarate-dependent dioxygenase activity. NCBI's taxonomy places the organism in Eukaryota, Metazoa, Chordata, Actinopteri, Pleuronectiformes, Scophthalmidae. Gene Ontology annotation, biological process: wybutosine biosynthetic process. The transcript has 9 exons. Bases 198 to 1163 code for a protein of 321 amino acids.